GUGGGCUAUGAGAAAAUUAGGUGUGGAUGAGUGGCUAGUUACGAUGGUUCAGUCUAUGUACAGCAAUGCUAGAAGUCGUGUCAGGAUUAACGAUUCACUUAGUGAUGAAUUUAGUGUAAAUGUUGGUGUACAUCAGGGUUCUGUACUUAGUCCUUUGUUGUUUAUUCUAGUCUUAGAAGCGCUGUCGAUGGAGUUCAGAACAGGUUGUCCAUGGGAGUUAUUGUAUGCAGAUGAUUUGGUUCUCAUAGCAGAGUCGAUGGAAGAAUUAGUUGAAAAGUUUGAGAAGUGGAAGAAAGGACUAGAAGAGAAAGGGCUGAAGGUAAACACAGCAAAGUCUAAAGUCAUGAUAAGUAGCAUUGCAGCCAAGUGUGACCUUGUAGUUGGAAAGUGGCCUUGUGGAGUUUGCAGGAAAGAGGUUGGUAGUAACUCAAUUUUUUGUCAGACUUGCAAGCAUUGGGUACAUAAGAAGUGCAGUAGUAUUAGUGGAAGGUUAAGAGCUGACAUACAGUUUGUAUGCAAGCGUUGCAAAGGUGAGAUUAUAGAGAAUGAAGUAUUUCCAGCUUUAAUGAUUUACAACAGUGGCUCGUUAGAGAUAGUUGAGAACUUCUGUUACUUAGGUGAUAUGUUGGGCAGUGAAGGGGGUAUUGGUAGAAGUGUUACUUGCAGGAUAGGUUCUGCUUGGAAAAAGUUCAGAGAGUUACUUCCUUUGUUGACUAGCAGAGUCCUGUCAAUUGAGGUAAAAGGUAGGUUGUAUGAGGCCUGUGUAAGAAGUGUUAUGUUGUACGGUAGUGAGACAUGGGCAGUGAAGCAGGAAGAUCUUGACCGUUUAGAAAGGAAUGAUAUGAGAAUGGUUACGUGGAUGUGUAACGCCAGUCUGAGAGACAGAAAGAGUUCAGAUGAUCUAAGAAGCAGGCUAAGUCUCCGUAGAAUUAAAGAUGUUAUCCAGAUAAGAAGAUUGAACUGGCUGGGGCACUUGGAAAGAAUGGAGGAGAAUAAUUGGGUAAGAAAGUGUAGAGACUUGAUAGUUCCUGGGGCAAAGCCCAGAGGCAGACCAAGAAAGACUUGGCAGGAGGUUAUAAGGACAGACUUAAUACAGAGGAAGUUGAGUUUAGAUCUAACACAGUCUAGAUCAGAUUGGACGGGGUAUAUUAAUGACCCUCUUCCAAUCUGAUCUAGACUGUGUUAGAUCUAAACUCAACUUCCUCUCUAUCAAGUCUGUCCUUAAAACCUCCUGCCAAGUCUUUCUCGGUCUGCCUCUGGGCUUUGCCCCAAGAACUAUCAAGUCUCUACACUUUCUUACCCAAUUAUCCUCCUCCAUUCUUUCCAAGUGCCCCAGCCAAUUCAAUCUUCUUAUCUGGAUAACAUUCUUAAUUCUACAGAGACUUAGCCUGCUUCUUAGCUCAUCUGAACUCUUUCUGUCUCUCAGACUGGCAUUACACAUCCACCUAACCAUUCUCAUAUCAUUCCUUUCUAAACGGUCAAGAUCUUCCUGCUUCACUGCCCAUGUCUCACUACCGUACAACAUAACACUUCUUACACAGGCCUCA
Hydractinia symbiolongicarpus is the source of this 1547-nucleotide messenger RNA. RefSeq lists its product as uncharacterized. The record is from RefSeq and is a predicted model, not a curated record. The coding region runs from base 8 to 1171 and encodes 387 amino acids. The transcript is spliced from 2 exons. NCBI's taxonomy places the organism in Eukaryota, Metazoa, Cnidaria, Hydrozoa, Anthoathecata, Hydractiniidae.